AGAUGCUGCAUGCAGGCGCGGAUAUCGAAGAAACGACUAUUGACGUUACCGGUAUCUCCUCAAGAUUUUAUUAAGUGAUGUAGGAUUAAAACUGACCCUUUGUUUGGCUUCAUUUGCUGAUGAAUUUUUGUCCCCUCUUGCUGUUCUCCAAUAUCCAUCACCGUGGCAGGGAAAAUGAGUUUCUUUAGUUCGAAUCGCAACAAGACGCUCCGCACCAAAUCCAAGAAGCACAUUCCAGAGGGUUUCCAUCAGUAUGAGUUGAUGAAGCAUGCGGAGGCAACGCUCGGUAGCGGUAACUUGCGGCAGGCCGUCAGUUUACCGGACGGAGAGGACAUAAACGAGUGGGUUGCCGUUAACACUGUGGACUUCUUCAAUCAAAUCAACAUGUUAUAUGGUACCAUCACAGAGUUCUGCACAACAGAUAAAUGUCCUGUCAUGUCCGCCGGACCAAAAUAUGAAUACCAUUGGGCCGAUGGUCAGACUGUGAAGAAACCUAUCAAAUGUUCAGCUCCUAAAUAUAUCGACUACCUCAUGACGUGGGUCCAAGAUCAAUUGGACGAUGAAACAAUAUUCCCUUCAAAAAUAGGUGUGCCUUUCCCCAAGAACUUCAUGACGAUAGCAAAGACGAUUCUGAAGAGGUUAUUCCGGGUGUAUGCCCACAUCUACCACCAACACUUUGACGAGAUCGUCAACCUCCAGGAGGAAGCCCACCUAAACACCUCAUUCAAGCACUUCAUCUACUUUGUCCAGGAAUUCAACCUCAUCGACCGGAAGGAGCUGGCGCCGCUCCAGGAACUCAUAGAUAGGUUUUCAAACAAGUGAGCCAUGCAGGAAUAACUGACGAGACAAAGACUCGAUAGCUGCAGUUCUUGUAGGACCAUGGUGGUCGCUUGUGAUAACAGUCGGUGUCGUUCAUCCUGGAUCCUUGUUCGGCCCGGUAGAGUCUUGGUAUGAGCAGUCUGUCUUGUAUUGAAUCCAUCCUUCGUCAAGUCCAAACUAGCCAUAGUCCUGGAACUCCUCAGGUAUUCAUGGAAGCGAAAUCCUUGAUGAUGUCCAGAAGGAUGUGAUCUUGAUAGCAUGGCAUCACUGACCAAGCUCAAGACAUGAUCAUUCAUGUAGCGUGUCCAGUAGUGUCCUGUAGUCAACCUUUAUGUAAUUGACCUGAAGUGCUUACCCCAGUCCAGAAACUCGCUGAAUGUUUUGAAGCAAGUGAUGUCAUUUGCUACAUAAAAGCAAGUCUUCGAUGAUGUCACAAAGAUAGGAUCUUGAUAGCAUGGCAUCACUGGCCAAGGUCGGGACACUUUUAUUUAUGUAGUGUGAUCAGGUGUCCAACCAAACAGAGUUGAAAGUGCUUAUCCAAGUCCAGAAUCCGGACGGUCUUGAAGCAAGUGCUGCCUGUUGAGGUCAUCAAAAGCCUAAUCAAGAGGAAGAGACUCCAUACAAGUGAUCCAUGUGGUUCUCCCACAUAGUGUCACCUGGAUCCGAAGAGCUAGGCUUUGUUCCGUGAUUUGGUAGGCUUGAAGUGACCCACCGAUGAUCAGUCCAACGCCCAACUAGGAAUAGGAAACUGACCAAGAUACAGGUGUGAUGCCAAAGUAACAAUGUCAAGAGGACAUUCACAUAGGUUGGCUCAUAUGGUUUUCUAUUGUGGGUGUUAUCAGGAAUCUUUGUUCCCUUUAGAAAAAAAAUUGUCAUCACGAUAUAGGUAUCCUGUACCUUGUUUACUGCCCCCAAAUGCACAUCAUCACCCAAAGGUCGUUUCAGUUAUGUGUAGAUAUUUAUUUAUUGUCUAUUAGCAGCAAGACAAGAUGCUGCUGAUGGAACUUGAUUGACGUCAUUGGUUUGUACUAGUAUAGUGAAAACAAGUGCAGUUCUCCUUGAGGAUAUGUAAUUUAUUGAGCAUCAAUAGAUUCAUAUUGAAUGCAGUAGAUUUAUAAACUGUUCUUCUUUUUCUAACCUGUUGCCAACUGAAAGCAGGGGAGUGUUUCACAAAGAUUUAAGUAUGAC
Lytechinus variegatus (green sea urchin) is the source of this 2007-nucleotide messenger RNA. Its product is annotated as MOB kinase activator 1A-like. Lineage: Eukaryota; Metazoa; Echinodermata; Echinoidea; Temnopleuroida; Toxopneustidae. Gene Ontology annotation, molecular function: protein kinase activator activity. The coding region runs from base 175 to 822 and encodes 215 amino acids. The record is from RefSeq and is a predicted model, not a curated record. The transcript is spliced from 5 exons. Gene Ontology annotation, cellular component: cytoplasm; nucleus. Gene Ontology annotation, biological process: positive regulation of protein phosphorylation; hippo signaling.